Messenger RNA from Thunnus maccoyii (southern bluefin tuna), 6927 nucleotides. Its product is annotated as protein NYNRIN-like. Gene Ontology annotation, biological process: DNA integration. Gene Ontology annotation, molecular function: nucleic acid binding; RNA-DNA hybrid ribonuclease activity. The record is from RefSeq and is a predicted model, not a curated record. Lineage: Eukaryota; Metazoa; Chordata; Actinopteri; Scombriformes; Scombridae.
AAGUUUUCCCAGAAUCAUCAUACGAAGUUUGGUUUGGUCUUCUCUUCUUCAAACUGACAACUGCCAGUGCAUCAGCUCCGAAAAUCCACAACAAUUUGGCGUCACGAACAGGAUUUCAACACAACAAAGACGUGGUAAGUGCAUAAUUUUAUUUUAUUAUUGUGCCUUACCAUGUCUGCGUUUGACGAAAUCACAAAGAAACUGUGCAUCACUUUCACUUUAAAGGUGGUCACAAAGUGAACAAAAAAAAAAAAAGCAAAAAGCUGAUGGUUAAAGAAUCUAAACACAUGAAAAUGUGUUGAAACUGUGCAGUGAUAAGCAGGUGCAAAGCAUGUGGUUGUGAAGAGGUAAAAAAAGGCAGAGUUGAGUGAGUCUUAACUCCUGCAGUGCCACAAAAGUGGCUGGGAUUUCUGGGCUAGCUUCGGGCUACGUCCGGCACAGGGGGACCCACCUGAGGUUUAAACUAUAGAAAAGACGUUUUCGGGGUAGGAUUUGGCCUAUUUCGUUUAAGCCAAGAUCGGGGAUCAUCCACUCUGUGUCCUGUGAGAAAUGUUUUCAGACUUGGGAUUCUAAGUCCUAGAGUCGGGCGCCGGUAAAAUUUUUUUCAAACAAUAAACAGUGUACACAAGACGAAGAGUUGCUUCGUCGGUUUGGCUUCAGAUCACUGCUAUUGCACCAGGAAGAGAGGUGUAAAAAAAAGAACUUCGGUGAUGCUGGGAAAGUUUUGAUGUGUCUGUUUUGUGUUUGAUGUGUUUGUUUGUGUGAUGUUUUUAAUGUAAAUGUGUUAAAAUGGGCAACAACACGUCUAAAGCAGUGAGUAGAACACAAUCUACUACAAAAUUAAUUCAUUCACCAAAACACAAGAGAAAGAACAAAUCUGUUUCAGUAGGAAACAAACACACCAAUUCAGAAGUAAAAGGUCAAUCUGCCAUUGAUAAGCUUCCCGAAGCAAACCCCCACACACUCACAGAUGCACAAUAUAGAGCGAUGUUUUCUCCACAAUCUCCGGCGGGAGUUGUUGGUAGAUUGAAAGGAUGGACUUUUGUGUUUCCAUUUUCUUCCCUUAUGAAUCAGUGGACAGAUGGCGAAUGGCCAUACGAAGGAGCGUUUGAUAGAGAUAAGCUUCAGAUUGCUGAGUACAAUGUUAACCCAGAUUUUGGAAAUCCAUCUUGGGAUAGUGCGUAUAUGAAAGAUUGUGUAAAUGUGUGGUUAACUGUUGCUCGUCAGAGGUGUGGAGUGAGUCUGGAUGAAAAAAGAGUUGAUCGUUUUUCUGAUGAGUUCAGAGCAGCAGUGGAGAACUGUGUUAAAUGUGUGACAGCAUGUCACUUGCCUAUGUUGGAAGCAGAGUUGCAAACCAGAGCUACAGAAAUGAUGAAAAUUAAACAGAGGCAUGGUGAGAAUGUGAAGGCCAUUUCCAAAGCUAUCAUAUACGGUUGGGCAAAACGGCAAACUGAUGCUCCCUCUCCACAAACUUUGUUGACCAUUGUAUCCAAAGCUGGAGUGCCUUUGCAAGAGUCACACACAAACAAAACAAUGAUUUCAAUUUUUCCACAACUUUCACCUUCAAACCCCUUUUCAGCUGCUAACAUGACUGAUCAAACCAUUUCACAACAAGCAAAGACUGACGAUGAAUUUCUCUUACUAGCCGCAGCUGUUGAGGGACAAAGACUACAGACUGAAGUAGAAAAUAGAGAAGAGCAGAUAGCAGCUAGAGAAAGGGAAAGAGACAGUCAGGCUGCUAGAGAAAGGGAAAGAGUUAAACAGGAAAAGAAAGAUAGAGCCGACGAAGAAAAAGCUAGGAAAGCUGCAGAAAAAGAAAAGAAAGCUAAUUUGUCAUUCAAACAGGUAAAAAGCCAGAAAAGAAAGGAAAAGAAAAGACAUUUAGCUGCCGUUGCUGAAGAAACAGAGAUAGACACUCAGGACAGCUCAGGAGAAAGUGAGGUAGAACUUGAGUUACAAGGAGCCAGAGGUAAGGGGGAGGAGUCUGACACAGAUCAUAGUGACGACACAGAACCUGCAGUCAGGCCAAAGAUGACACAGAGACGACCCCACACUGCAAGUAGCAAAACUCAGGGACGAGAUUUACUUUGCAAGCUACAUGCCACCAUUCAAUGCACACCUGAUGGAUUGUUUUUAAGCCUACCUGAUGUGAAGGCUGCUCAUGCAUUUCAGUUUUUGAAAACUAUUGCUGAUUGUUUGUAUUGUUGGUCAUUGACUGAUUUUAACAUGGCUUCCAGUUUCACAGUAUCUAGCAUUCAAAAAAAUUGCUCAAAUUUCACCAGCAUGUGCAACACAGAUGUCUGCCAUGAGGCCUGUACUACAGUGUCACUGUACAGCAGCAUUUAACCCCCCAGAGGUGUACAAACAAUUAGCUGAUGUGUUUUUGAAUACACAAGAGGGGUUGGAGUGUGAACAAUGUUUGUUUGUUGGUCCACAGGGAUGUGCAAUUCCAAUUCGGUUAUCUGACGCACAGCGCAAAUUGGUUAAUGAUAAAGAUUCAUUUCCAUACAUCACUGUAGCUGUCUCUCCUGGCUGUGACCCACAACAGCUUGAAAGCAUGGUGGCACAGUGCCAGGCAUUGAGAGGAGCUGCGCAGACUCCUCAAACUCAAACAAUAACACACUUGGGCCUUGAGCUGUACAUGUUAUCUUUAACUGAGCACAUCCAGCUACCUCAGAGUAGGUUUGUUUUGCAACAACCACCCCUCCCCACACAGUAUGGGCCUCCAUCAGAGCUUUCAGAGGUUCCAUCUAUUUUAUGGGCUAAACAUAAAAACCAUGUGGGUUUUGUGAAUUCGGCUCCACCUCACGAAGUCACACUCAAACCUGGUGCUAAACUACCAAUGGUCAGGCAAUACAAUUUGCCACACAAGUCAAUUGCUGGUAUUGAAGGUGUAAUUCAGUCUUUACUGGAUCAAGGUGUGUUGGUUCAAACAACAAGCCCAUGUAACACACCCAUUUUACCCAUUCCAAAAGCAAACCGCCCAGAUGAAUGGCGUUUUGUACAAGAUUUGCAAGCUAUUAAUAGCAUUGUAGUGCCAACAGCUCCAAUUGUGCCAGACACAAAUUCGAUUUUAGCUUCACUACCAUCCAACUCAACACACUACACAGUCAUUGAUUUGAGUUCAGCUUUUUUCUCAAUCCCGUUGCAUCCAGAUAGCCAGUAUCUGUUUGCAUUCACAUUCAAAGGAAAACAGUACACCUGGCAGCGUUUGCCUCAGGGUUUUGUCGAGAGUCCUACAGUUUACGCAGCAGCAGUGAAACGGGACUUGGAUGACCUCCACUUUCCAGGGGGCUCCACUCUCCUACAGUAUGCAGAUGACCUCCUGAUAGCUUCACCAUCACAGGAAGCUUGUCGAACGGACUCCAUCUUGCUCCUACAGAGACUAGCUGAGUGUGGUCAUAGAGCAUCACUUGCCAAACUGCAAUUUUGUCGGUCUGAGGUGACAUACUUGGGUCAUGUUUUGAAAAAUGGACAGCGCCUGUUGUCACCGGAGAGGUUGAAACUGCUGGUUAACAUGCCUCCUCCCACAACCAAGAAACAAAUGCUCUCGUUCUUGGGGAUGGCGAAUUAUUGCAGACAUUGGAUCUUUGAGUAUGCUGCUAUGGACUCUGUUUUGCGAAACGCCACACUGCAAUCAGCUCCUCCCAAGGUGCAGUGGACUGAGGACAUGAACAAAGCUUUUCAGGACCUGAAACAUGCUCUCACCUUGGCUCCGGCAUUGGGGCUGCCGGACUAUCAUCAGCCGUUCCAUCUGCAUGUACAUGAACGAGAUGGCUUUGCUACAGGCAUUCUCGUGCAAAAACAUGGGUCUCAUUACCGUCCAGUUGCGUACUACUCCUCUCGACUAACCCCUGUGGUUCUUGGCAUGCCAGGUUGCUUAAGAGCGGUGGCCGCCGUUGCCAUCAUGAUUGAGAAAUCUUCUCCAAUUGUACUGGCUCAUGACUGUGUUGUGCACGUUCCACAUGCAGUACUUCACAUCUUGAACACAUCUGCUACCCAACACAUGACAGCUGCACGUCGUUCAGGCUAUGAAGCAAUCAUUCUUCAUAGUCCACACAUCACUUUAAAACGCUCACCUCCAUUGAAUCCAGCUACUCUCCUUCCAUUGAUUGACACAGAUGAUGAGCAUGAUUGCAUCACAACUAUUGACCUGUGUACAUCCCCAAGGCCAGACUUGUUGCAGACACCAAUACCCAAUUCUGAUUUGAUUUUUUACACUGAUGGUUCAGCUAGCAGACCAUCUGAUAGCACACAUCUAGCUGGCUAUGCAGUAGUUAACGAUUGGGGGGUAGUAGAGGCAAAAGCACUGCCUCCAGGUACCUCUGCUCAAGCAGCAGAACUGUAUGCUCUAACUAGAGCGUGUAUUCUUGCUUCUGGUAAGGUGGCUACUAUUUACACUGACUCAAGAUAUGCAUUUGGCGCUGCUCAUGAUUUUGGCCAGUUAUGGAAGAUGAGAGGUUUUGUGUCAUCUUCUGGAAAACCACUACAGCAUCACACUUUGGUUAAUGACCUGUUAGAUGCUAUUUUGCGCCCAUCUCAGCUUGCAAUCAUCAAAUGUGCUGCUCACACGAAUGGAACUGAUCCUGUUUCACGAGGAAAUGCAAUGGCUGACACUGCAGCCAAACAAGCGGCACUUUCCUCUCCCUCUUUGGUACUUCAAUGUGCCUCCACAAAACCUACCAAUCCAAUUCCAGUUCCUUCCGCUAAUGAUGUCGUGACAAUGCAAAAUCACGCUGAUGACAGGGAGCGAAGUCUUUGGUUGCGUAAAGGUUGUAAAGUUGACGCGGAGUCUGGCUUGUGGCUCCACCCUGAUGGUCGACCGGUUUGCCCUCGAGCUCUCCUUCAUGUACUGGCACGUGUGACGCAUGGUCCAGCGCAUGUUGGAAGAGGGGUGAUGAAUGAUGUUAUUCGCUCACAGUGGUUUGCUCCAGGCAUUACUCAAGUUUCACAAACACUUGUGGAUAGUUGUAUGAUAUGUCAACAGACCAGAAAAAAGAAUAGCACAGUGAAACAUGACCACUUAGAACCCCCAUCAGGUCCUUUUGUAAAUAUGCAAAUAGAUUUUGUACAUAUGCCAAGCUCACAAGGCUUCAAAUACUUGCUAGUCAUAACCGACAGGUUCUCGAAGUGGGUAGAAGCUUUUGCAACGAAAAAAGAAGAUGCAAGAACAGUUGUAAAGUGUCUGCUAAAAGAGGUAAUCCCUAGGUACGGAGUGCCGCAGGGAAUAGAUAGCGACAGAGGUCCAGCUUUUGUGUCAAAAAUCACUCAGGGACUGUCAGAAAUCUUAGGAUUUAAGUGGCAGUUACAUGUUCCUUAUCAUCCACAGAGUUCAGGUCAAGUUGAGAGAAUGAAUGCAACUAUCAAAGACAGAUUGACCAAAACAGUCCUAGCCACAGGCCUGAAAUGGCCUGAUGCACUGCCGAUUGUGCUGUACUCCAUUCGGAGUGCACCAAGUGCAACUACAGGACUGAGUCCUCACGAGGUGCUGAUGGGAAGACCAAUGUCCACAGGGACAAGUCCCCCACUGACACCACACAAAGCUACUCUGCUUUGGACGGAUGAGUUCAUGACUGAGUAUGUGAAAAGACUAACAGAGAUUUUGAGAAAGUAUCAUUUACAGGUGGCUGACAGACUCCCCAAACCAUCGGAAGAACCAAUUCAUUCCUUUCGAGAAGGUGACCUGGUAUUAAUCAAAUCUCUGGAAAAAGUGUCUUUGUCUCCUAGGUGGAAAGGUCCAUACCAGGUGCUGCUGACUACUAGGACGGCCCUGAAGGUCGAAGGCAGAGCAGAAUGGAUCCACGCCACAAGGUGCAGACUGGCCCCCCCAACCACUGGCGGAGGAGAGCAGAGCCCUGGCAGGUAACCGGAUGGUUACUCCUUUUUUCUCUCCUGUUUAGUAGGUUCGGGCAGGGGACAGGUCAAGUCGGUCCAAAUGAGAGAGAGACAGGAGUCUCUCUAAUUCCAGGCGAAGGAGAGCGGAAAGGCUUUCCUUCUCAUGACACAGUCGGUGCCAUGAACCCAGUGCCCCAUGGACAGGGGCGCCCUUUGCAGAAUGAUCCAGAAAAUGCAGACCAAGAGCCAGAUCUUGGACAUACGGACAAAUCAAUGAGCCCAUUGGGACUCUACAACACUAUGGCGGUGGUCUACAUAUGAUAAAACACUGUUUGAGACGAAGCAGAGUUCAUCCACGUCGACGAAGAGGAUCACUCCAGGAGGAUGGAUUCCACAUCACCAUGCAUCGUAUGUGCUAGUAACCUCUCCAUGGUGAUGGCCCUCUACUGUACGCAAAGUGCAUGGGUUGAAGACUUCACUUUGUGAUUGAUUUGUUUUAUUGUUAUGAUGUAAUCAAAUGUUUGUAUGACUCCCCUUUAAGUUGCUAGGAUUUCAUCCAGUAAGAGGCAGGAAGUGUCUUGUCUUAGGUUGUUUGCGCAUGUGACUGGUGACCUCUGUCAAUGACCUCCUUUAACGCUUUGGUGUUCUAGGAGAUCUUCUUUGAGGAUUUGCCUCACUACUGCCCCUGGUGGUUGGAAGACAGAACUCAUGGGUCACAUGACAGUUGUUUUAAAGGGGUACAUAAGAGGGGUUUUUUAUCUAAUUUACUGAUUGUUUGCUUUUAUUGUUAUUGCAUUAUGUGUUUAAAUGAUUAUGUGUUUUGAUGAUUUUACUUUUGAUUUUGUUCAAUGCAAUUGUUGAUUCUUGUAUUACUUUUGUGUGAGAAUUGUUAUCUGUUGUGCGGAUGUUGUUUCUACUCUGUUUGUGCCCUUACAGUCCACCAGUCCAGUCAUAAAUUGGUAAUUUGUAUUGAUCUUUUGAUCAAUAAGAGGGGAUUGUUAUGGAUAUUCCAUAACUGACCAGGACAACAGAAUGUCAAGCUGUACUCCUCUGUUCUCUCAAACAGAAGAUAACACAUGUUGUUUAAUAAAC